Molecule: messenger RNA, 6339 nt
Organism: Thrips palmi
Lineage: Eukaryota; Metazoa; Arthropoda; Insecta; Thysanoptera; Thripidae
Gene: cnk
Exons: 19
Coding region: 98-5110 (1670 amino acids)
Molecular function (GO): protein binding
Source: RefSeq, a predicted model, not a curated record
UCAAUCUGAAACUGCACGUCAACGGACUGUGAGGCGCAACAGCUGUACGGUUUACAUUUACAUUCAGUUGUCAUGUUUGUAGUAAACAUUCGCAGACAUGGCCUAUGUCAACGUUGCUGAAUGGAAACCAGAUCAAGUCACAGAAUGGCUUAAAGGUCUAGAUAGCUCAAUUUUGGUCUACUUGCAUCUGUUUAUAAGCAAUGAAGUUAAUGGCCAGCAAUUAUUGAACGUAAGGUCAGAAGACCUGGACAAUCUUGGAAUCAAGCGACUUGGACAUCAGGAACUAAUUUUAGAAGCAGUAGAGCACCUCAGAAAUUUUCACUAUGAAUUGGACCGAGAAAACCUCCAGCUACUGGCUCUUAGGUUGUCUUGCCAAGCCCACAGUUUGCAUAAUGAACUACUUAGACAAACUGAUUCUCAACCAGUUAGCACUCAAACUCUAGCUGAUGUCGCUAGUGUUGUCAGAGCUGUGAAGCCAUUAGUUUGCUGGUUGGACAGAUCACCCUUUACUGGUCAGUUAGAGUAUUCUGAUAGGAAAAGAGAUCUGCUAAAGUACAGCCUUGAAAUAGCCACCUGUGCUCAAAGGGAUCGUUUUGCUGAAAGACCAGUAGAAGAGAUCCGCUCAAGUUGUGCCAAAUUAUCUGCUAUUGCAGAUGGAAUAAUUCAAGAUAUUGCGGACCCAUUGAUUCUUCAACCAGCAUCACUUGAUCUUGCAACUUUACGAAAAAGGGGUGGAGAUGAUUUGGGAUUUUACAUUCUGCCAUCUUUUUGUGGAGUUCAUCAAAUUGGUGAUAUCAAAUUUGGUUCACCUGCCCACCAAUGUGGAAAAGUUGAAGAGGGAGAUGAAGUAGUGCAAGUGAACUAUCAGACAAUUGUGGGAUGGCAGAGGAAGAAAGUAAUGGCCUUGUUUGAAGAAUCUGCCACUGAUGUGUUUUUGACCCUCAAGAAGAGACCAAGACAUACAAAAGUUUAUGGGCAAAUAUACAUGAAGCCAUACAGACUGCCAAGUAAAAAAAGGGCACCAGCUUACACUCGCUGGCAUGACAAUCUACCUUCACCUAGACCUGAGCUACUCACCAUUCCAGAUUUUGAUAUUCAAGUGCCAAGAGCCCUCCCCAUGACACCUCCUUCAAAACAUGUUACUUUGGAACCUCUGAACAGUACAAUUGUAUCUACAAGCUCAGAGUCUGAGGAUGCCGGGUCAGGAUGUGACGAAGCCUCCCUUGAUUAUGAGCUGGAGGGACACACGUCACCCACUAGCAUGCGUCUGUACCUGCCUAAGCCAAGAGUGCCAGUUCAACGCCGGGCAACCAUUACUGGUGCAAGCCCCACCUCUCAUCUUCCUCCAGUUGAUUUAGAGAAGUUCUGGAGAGAGUUAAAAUUAGAGAAGAAGUGGAAGUUUAAUGGGAAAACCCCUGAGUCCCACAACUCAAACCCUGAGUGUGGGCUUCUCAGAAAUAAGUCCCCUUGUGAACAUAAUGAACGUCCAUCUACAUGUUUGGGCUUUGAGAAAUCUUCCAGCAAAGAAUAUAUCAAAAGAGUUGAUUAUAUAAUUAAAUCAGACAAAGACUCAAAGGAUCACGAGGAGUUGACCAAAGGUCAAGAGAAAAGUUCAGAACAAAAAACAGAUAUUGUUACUCUUAAAGAAAAUGAAGAUAUGAUCAAAUCUUCAAAUUUCAACAAAAAUCGUAGUGAAAAACGUUUUAUCACCAGGUUGGAGCUAAAAGUUGAUCCUCGGGACUCACGCAUAAGAGUUGCAGAUGUUACAAACGAAAAUGUGGAACUCAAAAGCAUUCCAGGAGAUGAAACUUCUGUGCAGCCGGACAGUCCACAUACUAAUCAAAGUAGUCCGUUUGAAAAGACAAGAAAGGUUUCCACUGAGAGCCAAAUUGGAGAGUUACCUGUCCACAGAGAAAGAGGCAGAUUGGACAAGAGUUUCAGUACUCCAGCAUAUGACUUGCUGGGGCUUGAUGGGCUAGAAAUAAAUGCCUCCCGUCAGCAGAAAUCUCCAGCUGUGAAAGUUGACACAGAGCUUGCUGAUAAGUCUGGCUUGUCAGAUUUCAGCUCGCCAAAUGAUUCUGUUUUUGAUUACGGUACUAUGCCUGAUGUGGCAUCAUCCACUACUCCCAGAAUGAAGCAAGCUCAGGACUAUUCUACUCAUUCAUUUUUCAAGUUCCCUCCUGCUCAUACAUCCUCCAGGCAUGCCUCCACAGACCAAGAAUUUGACAAGAAUAAUGAAGAUAUAAAAUCAAGUGACAACUGUGAUAUGAAUUUGAAUCCUGUUUUACAUGGUAGGGUGGUUGAAACUAUUAACCGCCAUUUACUUGACUCAAAUUGUGGGAAAGAUGGUGAUGAAGAUUGUGAUGACCAUCGUGAUAACAAUAGAACUAAUCCUCCUUCAGGAUUUACAAGAACUGUCACUAGUAUUGUUCUGAAUAGUCCUGAUCUCAUAUCAGAUAUCAGCACCCAUAGGCUCUACCCAAAACCAGAUGACUAUGAUAAUGGAAAUCAUUUUCAUCUGCAAAUAUCUCCUAAACUUGAAUCAUUUAGGUUUGAUGGUAACAAAAACAGUUAUGAUAUUCAUCCUGCUGCACCAAAAACUAGUGACUCAAAAGUUAACCCUGAGAUGGUUAAUCGUGCUGAAAUUGCAUCACCAAAAUUGAUAGUUGGUGAUGUCAAGAUGCCUGUCUCGCUGCCAUUGCCUCCAGCACGCCAUCCAGAUCCACCAUGUCCUCCAACCAAGCAGCCCAAGAUCCCUUUCAAGAUAUCAGUGAAUCCUCCAGAACCACCACCUCGUCCAACUCCUCCUAAUAGAUCACCUUCAAUACCUCUAGACCAGCCGAAGUCUUUGCUUCGUGCUAAAAUAGGUAGCAAAACUACAAGCCAGCAGAAAGCUGUGGUAGGAAGCCCAAAAGUGUCGCGCAAAAAGAACCCAUUCCUCGCCAGAAGGCGCUCAGUUGGGGUGAAAGAAUUGGGAGUAGCAGAUUAUCAAGGCUGGCUUUAUCGACGAACUCGCAUUGGGGAUAGUGGAGUUCAAUGGAUAAAGGGCUGGUUUAUUCUAAAGAGCACGGCCUUUUAUGGUUUCAAAUCAAGAGAGGCUCACAAAGCAGAUUAUUUCAUAUCACUCCCUGGUUUUACAAUAUCUCCUGCAGAAGAGGUCAAAUCAAAAAAAUUUGCUUUUAAAGUUUAUCACACUGGCACUGCAUUUUAUUUUGCUUCUGAGUCUGAUGAAGAGCUGGCUGCAUGGUUGGAUUGUUUAUCCAUGGCAGCUCUUUCAAUCGAUAUUCCAACUUCAAAGUCUUCUGCUUCUGAGGGUGCUGUUUUUAGUGAAACUGAGGAUGAAGGUGAUGAGAGUGAGAUUGCUGACUCUUGCUUUCCCAGUCCUAAAAUGAGGAAGUUCACUAACUUUCUUUCUGGACAUUCAAGUCAUACAUCCCACUCCAGUGGAUCUGCAGGAAGCCCCAAACCAGCUCGUUCUCAUCAAAAUCUUGCCUCCUCUAGCGAAUCUAAAACAUAUGAUAUACAGAAAAAGUUUGGUUCCCUUAAAAAACUUGGCUAUCGGAACAAAUGCCCUUAUCCAUUGUCAUCACAGUCAUCAAGUUCAGCUACAAGCCUCUCAAGCUCGGAGCAAUCGCAAGAUGCUCAACCUGCCUCUGCACCACAUAGCUUGGAUAGGAAAGUUCUGCGGUUUUUGUCCAGUGGCAAGAGUCAAAAUGUGCCUGUGCCCACAGCGCAAUUUAGAAGCUAUCGACGUGUUGUGGCAACAGAACCUUGUUCUACAUUUGCAAAACACACUGAUGGCAAUGCAAAUGCAAAAGGGGAUGAGUCAUUAUUGGAUACAUCAGGUGGCUCUCAUGCAGCCAGAAGUGUAGGCAGCUCAUCUGGGGACCAAGAUAUAAGGAGGAAUAACCGCAAUCUAGGCCCACGUGGAGAUGAUGUCGCUGGCUUCCUUACCCUGGAACAGUUCAUGCUUCAGCGACAAGAAGAGGAACGGCAACAAAAUCUUCACUCCAACUCCCCUCAGAACCAUGAUCGAGAUUCUGCAGCACCUGGUCAUCGUGAUACAAGCGAGGCUUACACAGGUUAUACGGAGGACCCAGUUCUGUCUCGGCAUAAAUCGCUAGAGAAACGAAGAACUCCUCCUCCAGCUCCACCGUCGCUGUCUCCAUCGCCCCGCCCAAACACGAGGCCAAUUCCUGCUGUGAGGACCAUCCUUCCUGGUGGCUCGACUCAGCAAGGAGAUGCUAGUGUAGAACCCCCCGUCAUAGUUCCUAGAACCUUGAAACCCUCUAACGAUUCCCAUUCUACUAGAGAAUCUCAUGGCACUGGGAAGCACUUGUCUGAGUCAUCCACACCUACUUUACGACGUACACCGUUGGCCCCAAUGCAACCACGUCUUAAGAAUGCUGCCCUGUAUCAACCUCCUCCAGUGGCUUUUUCUCCUACUCCAAGUUUAGGUCCUUCAUUUGAAAUGCAUUUAGACCACCAAGCUUCUGCAGCACAUGCAAGUCCUGAUGAAGUGUGGGAGGGUUCUCGUGCAAGAGGAGCCAGCUCUAAAAUAAGACAGUUCCUUACUCCCAAGCGUAGUCAUCACCUUUCACCACCAAGCCAACCAGAAGUCUCUGCACCAACUCCACAGAGAACAAUACUGGGUUCUCCACGUCUGCACCGUGCUUUGUUCCGUCAAAGUGACAGCCGUAAGCAAAAGAAUACUCACCCAAGCGAUUCCAGUGAACACUUUGUGUACACACCAGGAGCUUAUGGUUCUGUCAAUCCUUCUGCGACAUCCUCUCCAUUGCCGUCUCCAGACUGGUCCUCAGACUUCACUCCAUCACUGUCCCCAAAGCCAACCAUGGGUGUUGCAAUGAUUGGGAAGAAGCCUGCUGUCUCCCCACUCAGCAACUUCAACAGCCUCUCUGCUAUGAGUCCGCCUCUUAGUCCACCCCAGACACCACUAAGCCCGCCGCCCGAUUACCCAGGCCUGGAGUACCCUCCUGUGUUCGAGCCUGGUAUUUACUCCUUGUCAGAUUCUAGCACUUUGUUGAGCCCAAGUACGAGUGUGUACUCCCCUGGCUCCGACAGUUCUGGAUCUCUUCAGCCACGGAGAUGAAGCUAGCUAAUACUUUGAGUUGUCUUUGCAGGUUUAAGGAUCUUUGAAUACUUUUAAGUUUGUAAUCUUUGUCAUCUUUCUCUUUGCAUCAGUGGUAAAGUGCAAGCCUUGUGCUAGUCCUUUUUCUUCUCAUAGUACAUUAAAUGAGAUGAAGAAAAAACUAUCUUGUUGCAUGUACAAUUUUUUAAGGCUUUGGCCAGUAACAAUCAAUUUUGACCUAAGCAAUAGAUAAACAAAAGUGCAUUAUUGUUGAUUGAUUCUGUUCCUCAUUGUUAUAUAUCUAUUGUUCUUUCUCUCGUCAGCUAUCACAUUGUGUUUUACCUGUAGAAAUUACCACUCUGUGUUCUUCAUUUAAGCACCUUUAUUUUAGAUGUUACUUUACAUAUUUUAUGAAGAUUCUCUUCUUAUGAUUUUUUUUCUAUUUUGCUGUGAUCUAUGCAUAAUAAUAUGCCUAAUACCAAGAUAACACCAUGCAUUCAACUGCAUUUUCUAUGUCAGGGUACCUUCAAGUAGAAUUUUAUUGUGAAGUUUUGUGGACCUUUUUUAACAAUGGUUAACUUGAUAUUAUCUGUUGCUUUUAUCCCUUUUUAUUUUAGCAUAGUGAAGAAAACAAGAGGCAUAGAAAAACUUUUGUUUUAUGAUUGGUUUGCACUGUAAAUCUUUCCAUUAUUUUUCUAGAAUCUCGCUCUCUUAACCCUUCUUUGUUUCCUAUGGAUAAAGAAUAAAGAAAGGGUCCAUUUGGCUCAAUUGACAUACUCCCACAUAGGGUUGUUCAUAAGGUUGUGCGUUAUUGUGGUAAGCAAGCUCUUGAUAUUUAUCCAAUGUAACUUCUCUUAUGUUUAUAGCAAAUACAAAUGGAUGUGAUUUCCAUUCAACUGGUGCCAUCAUACGCCAUUAAGUUUGUACUCUGCCUAGAACUCUUAUACUUGUCUGUUGUGACCGCAUUGACUGUCAGUAUUAGCAGAGAUGUAUUCUUAGCUUUAAAAGCAGAGUCUUUAUUUUGUUGUUUAAGAAAAGUAUACCGUAAUUAUAUAAAUAUAUAUACGAAUAUGACAAAUAUGAGUUGUACUGUGUACUCUGUUCUCUGAAAUUUUUGUGAAUUUGCAGACGAGUUAUUUCAAUUUGUCAAACUUGCCAACCCAAGGUUGUAACACAGAUCACAUUUGAGACAAUAAUGUUGUGAUAUUUUUCUUUCAGAAACAAAUAUAUAUUUAUAAUUCAACUGGAAA